AUGCUUUUGGCCUCCUCGCGCUCCCUUCUCCUUUAUGACGAGCUGCAGGAACCAGUCGUCCAGCUGUCCUCGCUCAGAACACGUCUGGUCCACCCUUGCAUGACUGUUCUUACUCAGAAACAGAGCAGCAGCCAGCUGUUUCCCGACGUCGCCACAGCGCACGAGCCACCCACCAUUGAGAGCAAGUGUUGUCAACUCACAGCCGACGCCCGUGAUGGGCUCGCCGGAAUUGCAGUCGACUCAGCUAGCCGGCAAGCAUACACCAUGGAGUGGCUUGUCUAG
Messenger RNA from Sporothrix schenckii 1099-18, 282 nucleotides. RefSeq lists its product as uncharacterized. The coding region runs from base 1 to 282 and encodes 93 amino acids. NCBI's taxonomy places the organism in Eukaryota, Fungi, Ascomycota, Sordariomycetes, Ophiostomatales, Ophiostomataceae. The transcript has a single exon. The record is from RefSeq and is a predicted model, not a curated record.